Portunus trituberculatus (swimming crab) is the source of this 3629-nucleotide messenger RNA. RefSeq names its product neprilysin-2-like (gene Nep2). Gene Ontology annotation, biological process: protein processing. Gene Ontology annotation, cellular component: plasma membrane. The record is from RefSeq and is a predicted model, not a curated record. NCBI's taxonomy places the organism in Eukaryota, Metazoa, Arthropoda, Malacostraca, Decapoda, Portunidae. Gene Ontology annotation, molecular function: metalloendopeptidase activity.
CUCUCACUCAAAAUGCCGACCCCUGCCUAACGAAAGGAUGUGUCACGGCCGCUGCAAACCUAAUCAACUCCAUGAAUGAGAAUAUUGACCCUUGUGAAGACUUCUUUGAAUUUGCAUGCGGAGGAUUCCUAAAUAAAACCAUCAUUCCCGAUGACAAAACGACCAUUUCACGCUUCAAUGAAAUCUCAGACGAGCUUCAGCAGAAAUUGCGAGGCUUGGUAGAUGCAGAAGCAGCUCCCAAUGAACCUGGCUUCUCUCAGAUGGUCAAGAAUCUGUACAAGUCAUGCAUGAAUACUACUAAAAUCAAGGAGCAAGGCCUGGCACCUUUGAAGGACAUCUUGCGUCAGAUGGGAGGAUGGCCUGUGUUGGAGGGCAAUGCCUGGGACCCCUCUGGCUUUGAUUGGACUACCAAUGUCUACAUCAACAGACAGCUUGGCUACUCCCUUGAUUAUAUAUUUGACUUUUCAGUCACAACCAACAUCAGAAACUCAUCAUGGCGUAUAAUUGAUAUUGACCAGCCACCUCUGGGUAUGCCCUCCCGGAAGUAUCUGCUAAAGGGAUUCAAUAACAGUGACGUGCAAGCGUACUACAACUAUCAGAUCAGCAUGGCAGUGCUACUUGGUGCUGACCGAGCCAGAGCAGAGAGGGAGUUGAAAGAGUCCCUUGAAUUUGAGAUUGAGAUUGCUAAUUAUUCUUUGCCUAAGGAGGAGCGCCGUAAUGCCUCAAAGCUGUACAACAAGAUGACCAUUGGAGAACUUCAAGCCAAGGUGCCAGAGAUCCCAUGGCUGGCAUACAUCAACAACGUCCUUGCUCCCUUCUUUAGGGUGACUGCUGAGGAACCUGUGGUAGUGAAUGUUCCAGACUAUGUCAAAAAUCUCGGCCAACUGCUCAACAGGACUCCUAAAAGAGUGAUUGCUAACUACAUGUUGUGGCGAGCGACAGCAGCCUCAAUAGCAUAUCUGUCAGAGGAUGCAAGAGAUAUACAGCUUGAGUAUUCAAGAAAACUGGUUGGGAAGGAAACCCGGGAACCUCGCUGGAAAGAAUGUAUGGGUACAAUUUCUAGAAGUCUGUCUCAUGCUGUUGGGUCCAUGUAUGCACGCAAGUUCUUCAAAGAGGAUGCAAAAUUAGCUGCUGAUUCCAUGGUUGUUUUCAUUCGUAAUGAAUUUGAGAAAAUCUUGAAAACGCUGGACUGGAUGGAUCCACUCACUCGAGAGAGAGCACUUGCAAAGGCCAAGGCCAUCACCCCUCACAUAGCUUAUCCUCCUGAACUCUUAAUGGACCACAAGUUGGCUGAGUUGUAUGAUGGGCUGGUAAUUUCAGAUGGUGAAUUGUUGGAAAACAUGAGGAACUUGACUAUCUUUGGAACCGACUAUUCUUUCAAGCGUCUACGAGAAAAGGUCAAUAAGAAAGAUUGGAGGAAUCAUGGAGCUGCUGCUGUUGUUAAUGCUUACUACAGUCCUCUGGAAAACUCAAUACUACAGGAUGCCAAUGUCUUCACCCCUCGCAAGCCCUCACUGUUGCUGUCCACCUCUGAGUCAAGGACAUCAUCAUCCACUGCUUCCACGGGAUCGUCCACAUCCUCUUCUGGUACUACAUCUUCCACUGGUGGUCGACAGUUUGAUGCAAAUGGAGAUCUGAAGGAUUGGUGGGAGAAGGAGACUCAGAAUAAAUUCCUUAAAAAGGCAGAGUGCAUCAUCCAUCAAUAUGGGAACUACUCUGCCCCAGAAGUAAAUCUUAAUCUGAAUGGCAUCAACACUCAAGGAGAGAACAUUGCUGACAAUGGAGGUAUCAAGGAAGCUUAUUUUGCCUACCAGGAGUGGGUGACUCGUUAUGGAGAAGAGAAAAGUCUUCCUUCCCUCCCUUACACACCAAAGCAGCUCUUUUGGCUCUCUGCUGCCAAUGUCUGGUGCAGCAAGUAUCGUCCAGAGACACUCAAAUUGCGUAUACUAACAGGCGCUCAUUCUCCUGCAAGAUUUAGGGUGAAUGGACCUUUCAGCAAUGUUAAGGAAUUUGCUGUAGACUGGAAUUGUCCAGCUGGGAGUAAACUGAAUCCUUCUAAAAGGUGCUCUGUCUGGUAACUUCUUUUGUUAUGUUCUGCCUCUCCUAUCACCUCUGAGGUGCUGCUUUGCUUUGCUUCACGAGGCAAUGCAAUUACCUUCUUUAUCAAAACACCGUCCCACACAUUCAGUCCUGCUUAGAAGAAUGGUGAUUUUUUCCCCAAGAGAAAGAUUUUAAGUUUCCUUUUAGUCAGGUCUACAUUUUUUAGAAAAUAUGUAAAUUUUAACGGAAGAAAAGAGUAACAGGUUGAUAUAAUUAGAGGGUAACAGUGUAAUUAUGAGAAAAAUGAUGCCACCAUCAUGACCUCUUUAUGGAUAAUGGAAAGUUGUGUAGAGCUCAUUAACUCAGCUUAAUUGAGCAUUGGCUUUGGUCUCAUUGCUGCCACAAGGAGAUACCACAUGACCUCCAUGAUCCUGAGUUGGCUAAGGAAGGCAGAACUGCUAUCAUUGAAAUCCAUAUUCCAUUUUUUUUUUUUUUUUGUGUGUGUCUGUGUGUGUGUGUGUUUGUGUUUGUGUGUGUGUAAGAGAGAUGGAGAAAGUGAAUGUGUAUUUGACAUGAUUGUUAAUUGUGAACAGUCUUCUUCCCACUUUAUGAUCACCUUCCUUUUAUUUUCAGUAACAUUGAAAUGCUGAGUUUCUAUUUUUUUAAGUAUUUAUAUGGUAUAGUACCUUCCAUUUUCCAAGAAUGAAAGAUUGUCAAGGAGAAAUUUUCAGUUUUAUAAAAAUUAAAUGUUUUAAGACUUGUUUAGGUGGGCUGAUCUGAACAAGGUGCUGGACUGAAGACUGUGUAGCAAAUAUAGUAUAAAUAUUUAUGUGCAACUUCUUGCAGAACUUAAACUUUCACAUUUUUACUAUCAACUCAUGACAGGUAAGGUUCCUUUCAUUAUUGUUUUGCAUUUAACUUUUAUUUUUUACAAGACUUUUUAUAUUUUUAAAUCACUGAUGUGCAAAUGUUUUUAAGCUUUUCAACCUAUCUCUCCAUUACCUACUGCAUUCAUCAGGGCUACCUCGUUCAUCAACAAACUUUUGUGGCAGACACAAACUCUGUGGUGUCUGGAAUGCAUAGGGUACUGGACAAAAAUGCCCAUUCACACACAUAUAUAUAUAUAUAUAUAUAUAUAUAUAUAUAUAUAUAUAUAUAUAUAUAUAUAUAUAUAUAUAUAUAUUUAUAUAUAUAAAAUGUGUGUGCAAUUGUGCAAAAAUGCUGCAGCUUCUUAAGGCAGCAGUUGAUGCAUGUUCAUUGCCUGCUGGAGCCUUGGUUACACACACUAGUGAUGAUCCGUGCUGAUCCAACCAAGGCACUGUGAUCUUCCUUUCGCUGAGAAUCAUCCCUUCCCAUGUCAUCAGACACGCACAUGCUUCCUCUGGUAUGACAAUAUUUGCCAUGUCAUCUUGGAUAUUUUAAUAUGAAGAGUGCUAUUUUUGGAAGUGAAACUUAGUAUAAGAAAAGUUAUAUAAGUCACAAGCAUUAGUUUGGUAGCUGGGACAGUGCACUGUGUAUUAAGGACUAUAAUAAACAUUGAAAGAUUACUAUUGUACAGUGUAUUGUAAUGAAUAAAGUAUUUGUGAGGA